Molecule: messenger RNA, 3134 nt
Organism: Nasonia vitripennis (jewel wasp)
Lineage: Eukaryota; Metazoa; Arthropoda; Insecta; Hymenoptera; Pteromalidae
Exons: 2
Coding region: 165-998 (277 amino acids)
Source: RefSeq, a predicted model, not a curated record
AAGGUGAAGCAGUAGAGAGAGCGCAGAAUGACCACAAUGCUAGAGCGGAAGAGGCUGAAGAUGCACCUGCCAAUAGGGAUUCUCAGCGCAUGGCUAAUGUUGACCACCUUCUUGCCACAUGUACAGAGCCAACAGCUGCUGCUAAUAAUAUUCUAUAGCGCUUGAUGGAGCGAGCAGCUGAUGAAAGCGAAAAUAUUAUUGAGUAUGCGCAGCAUCCAUGUGUCAAAAGACGGCAACAAAUCCUCGACUUUUUGGCCCGGCCAGUAGAACCCGAAGAAAUGCGGUACACAAGAAGAAGCGCUGGAGGAUUGGUCACCGAGCAUUUUUUUAACCAGGGAAAUCCAAGAGAUCGUCAAAUUAAUGAACAACAUAAUCACUCUGACGAUUCAUCUUGUUCUUCUUCUACAACCAUUUUUCCCUUAUCUACAUCAUCUUCGAACACCAAUACUUCUGUAGAAUUGCAGGAUUACGAGGCCGAUGAAAGUGAUUUUUCUAUUCAAGUUGCUAGAGGACAAAGAAGAAGAAUUGAAAAUUCAAGCAGCAAUAAUGAUGAUUUGUCUGACUACGAAGAAGAGGAUAAUCAGCCCAGUGAGGAGAAUGAGGAGGCGGAGGAGGAGAUCAGCGAGGAGGAUGAGGAGAGAAGCGAAACAGACGAUAAUAUGAAUUAUCAAGGAGUCGAUGAGGAAGGAGAUGAGGAUAUCCAGGCUCCUGGUAAUCGUUUUGAUAUUUUCCAACAAAAUUCGCAUUAUAUAUCUAAGUAUAAAAUAGAAGGUAGACGUAUUGUGCUAAAAAUAAGAUCUCCACCGAAGGAUGGAUCUAUAAAUCCGAUAGUUUGGUUGGAGUUAGUUAUUCGCGAUAUUUAUUCUUAUAUAAUUUCAUUAUGUAAUGAAAACGACAUGAUUGGUGUCUCCGUUAGAAGUUUAAAUUUUGCACGAGGCCCGGGUGGGUUAUCUUUACGAUUAGUAAAUAAUUUUUUUACAAUGAUUUAUGGAAUUUAAUAAGCGGAUUAGCUCAGAGUAAUGAGGAUUUUCAAAUAGAUGAGAGCUUUAUUCUAACAUUAACACUUGUUAAUAUACCUAAUGGUGGCCGAGGUGGAAGUAGAAAGAGGAUAAAUGUUAACAGCUUAGCUCAGAGAUCGGUUGUAUCUAUAAGAAAUAACGAUAAUUUAUGUUUACCAAGAGCUUUAAUUGUCGGGGAGGCUUUUAUGAUGUAUAAAAAAUUCUUUUCAAACGAAGCCAUUGAUACUUGGAAUAUUGUCAGAGAUAGCAGACGUGGUAUGCAAAAAGAGCGCGCAAAUUUCCUUACUAUUAAUGCAAACGUCGUAAUUCCUGCAAACGGGUGCCGUAUACGAGAAAUAGAGACGUAUCAGCGGUAUUAUGUUGCAAAAAAUAUCGCUAUUGUAAUAUACGAUAGUUUAUCUUUUGGAAGUGGAGAACCACCCUUUUACGAUGGAAGACCUCUGUUAAAUUCAAAUUCUUUUGACGUUAUAAAUCUUUUGUACGACGCGCGAAGGGGUCAUUUCGAUACAAUAUUAAAUUUCACCGGUGCUGCACGCAAUCGUUUUUUCUGCGAACAUUGUAAUAAAAGCUAUAGAUACGUAGAUGAGCAUAGAUGCACAGCCAAAUGUGACAGGUGUUUUUGUGCGCCAACGUGUAAUUCUAAUAUAGAUAUUAUACAGUGUAUAGAAUGUAACCGAGAAUUUUACGGACAAAUAUGUUUCGACCGUCACAAAAUAGAUGGGUCAUACAAAAAAAAAAUAAUAAAAAAAUAUGCGAUGUAGUAAAAGUUUGUAAUAUGUGUUGCAAACGAAUUAAUAUCUACAAGUCAAAGCACGAGUGUGGAAUCAAUUGGUGUAACUUAUGUCGCGAAAAACAUGAUGUAAAUCAGCUCUGUUAUAUUCAACCCAUUGGACGUAAUGUUAACGUGCAGAUUAAUCGUAAAUCCCCAAAGAAAAACUUAUUUAUUUUUUAUGACUUUGAGACGCAUCAAGAUUCUGCUUACCGUGAACAUAAAGAGAUAAAAAUACACAUUCCAAAUCUAUGUGUUGUACAACAGGUUUGCGAUGAUUGCAUGGAUGAUGAAAAUAUAAAUAUACUAUGCCAUACGUGUGGUGUAAGAGAGCAUAUAUUUCGCGAUGAUCCAGUUAAACAAUUAAUAGGUUUGACAGUACGCGAGAAAACUACCUUCGGUCAAAUAAUUUGUAUUGCUCAUAACUCUCGUGGGUUUGAUGCGCAAUUUAUUUUGAGAGAAAUCGUUGAAAAUACCUCAAUAGUACCGAACGUAAUAUUGAAUGGACAAAAUAUAAUUAUGCUUCAAUGCGGGCGAACAAAAUUUAUUGAUAGCUUAAACUAUUUUCACAUGAAAUUAAGUGCUUUACCACAAACCUUUUCUCUACCGACAGCUAGCAAAAAAGGAUAUUUUCCUCAUCUAUUCAAUACUUUAGAUAAUCAAAAUUAUGUUGGCGCUUUACCCGAAGCAUCGUUCUAUGCGCCUAAUGCCAUGUCGACGUCUGAGAGGGAAAAGUUUAUUGUAUGGUAUGAGGAGAACCGAAAUACUUAUGAGUUUGAUUUUCAACGUGAAAUACUCGAUUAUUACCGUAUGGAUGUAGAAAUUUUAAGACUUGCAUGCAUGGCUUUUCGGAAAAUUUUCAUUAAGUGCGGGAAUACUUGUCCGUUUACAGAGGCAACGACCAUAGCUUCUGCAUGCUCCAUUGUGUAUAGAAAAAAUUUCUUACGCGAAAAAACUAUCGGUAUCAUUCCAGCAGGUGGAUAUCGACCCGCUGAUAAUCAUUCACAAAAGUCAAUACAGUGGCUGUUACAGUGUGAACGUGAGAUUGGUCAGGAAAUCAUACACGCGGGUAGAGCACGUGAAUUUAUGCUUCCAGAAGGGUUUCGUGUAGAUGGCUAUUUACCUCCGGAAAAUGAUAAUGCUAAAGGUAUUGUCUUUGAAUAUCAAGGCUGUUACACACACGGUUGCCCCAUUUGCUUUAAUAAACGACGAGAUAAAAUAAUGUCAUACGGUAGAACUAUGGAUGAGUCGUACGAGAAUACUUUUCGGAAAAUUCAAAAAAUAAAAGCCCUGGGUUACGAAGUUCGAGAGAUAUGGGAAUGUACUUUUGAUCGGAUAAAAGCAGA